AUGGUGAACAUUACAGAAAAGAUCAAGGAGAUCGAGGAGGAGAUGAGAAAAACACAAAAAACCGAGACUAACAAAUGGUCAGAAUACCAUUUGGGUCUGUUGAAAGGAAAGCUUGCACGUCUCCGAGCGCAGCUGCUAGAACCAGGUCCCGGAGCCGGCGGCGGCGGCGGCUCAGGCUUCGACGUGAGCAAAAGUGGUGACGCCCGAAUAUCCCUUGUCGGCUUUCCCUCAGUAGGAAAGUCCACGUUCCUCUCCAAAGUCACAAAGACGAAAUCCGAAGUAGCCUCAUACGCAUUCACAACCCUCACGGCCAUUCCCGGAGUGCUGGAGUACGGUGGUGCCGAGAUCCAGCUGCUCGAUCUACCCGGUAUCAUCGAGGGCGCUUCCGAGGGCAAGGGCCGAGGCCGACAGGUCAUCUCGGCCGCCAAGACGAGCGACCUGAUUCUCAUGGUGCUGGACGCCACAAAACGGGCCGAGCAGAGAGCGCUGCUGGAGGCCGAGUUGGAAGCCGUCGGCAUCCGGCUGAACCGCGAGCCCCCUAACAUCUACCUCAAGGUCAAAACGGCCGGCGGCAUGAAAAUCACCUUCCAAUCGCCCCCCAAGCGAAUUGACGAGAAGAUGGUCUACAACAUCCUCCGCGACUACAAGAUCCUCAACUGCGAGGUGCUCAUCCGCGACGAGGACGUCACCGUCGACGACCUCAUCGACGUCAUCAUGAAGGACCACCGCAAGUACAUCAAGUGCCUGUACGUCUACAACAAGAUCGACAGCGUCUCGCUCGACUUCCUCGACAAGCUCGCGCGCGAGGACCACACCGUCGUCAUGAGCUGCGAGCUCGACCUCGGCAUCCAGGACGUCGUCGACCGGUGCUGGAAGGAGCUCAACCUCAUGCGCAUCUACACCAAGCGCAAGGGCGCCGACCCGGACUUUAGCGAGGCGCUCAUUGUGCGCAACAACAGCACCAUUGAGGAUGUGUGCGACAGGAUCCACCGCACGCUCAAGGACACGUUCAAGUAUGCGCUCGUCUGGGGCGCCAGCGCGAGACACAUUCCUCAGAGGGUGGGCUUGGGGCAUGUGGUUGCUGAUGAGGAUGUUGUGUAUAUUGUUACGGCAUGGAAGGCGUAG
Messenger RNA from Trichoderma reesei QM6a, 1125 nucleotides. RefSeq lists its product as uncharacterized. The transcript has 5 exons. Gene Ontology annotation, cellular component: cytoplasm. Gene Ontology annotation, molecular function: GTP binding; GTPase activity. Gene Ontology annotation, biological process: cytoplasmic translation. Bases 1 to 1125 code for a protein of 374 amino acids. The record is from RefSeq and is a predicted model, not a curated record. Lineage: Eukaryota; Fungi; Ascomycota; Sordariomycetes; Hypocreales; Hypocreaceae.